AAAUGUGAACAGUGAAGGUCAGAGCACGUGUUCGUGUGUGGGUAUGACGGCGAGAGAAUGACGGAGUUUCUCUCUGUGUGGGUGAAUUCAAAGCGAAUUUCCCUUCUCAAAUUCCACCCCGAAUCACGGAUCUUCCCUUCUCAGAGGAGUUGUAUAAAAGAGGACAGGACAAGCCAUGAGACACAAAGCAGGUCCACCUUGAGGAAUCAUUUCUGGAAGAUUCUCGGGUCAUCAUCUAGUAGAAAGUGCUGAAAUGAGCGCCUCUCGCUUCGUGUUUUUAUCAGCUGUUGUGGUGCUGCUGUGCGCCGUCAGCCUCAGUCAAGGUAUGCGUAUUGGACCAAAGAGAUGCUGUUUCCAGUAUGCGGAACGUCAAGUGCCUUUCAAACAAGUAAUGGAAUACAGCAUGACAAGCCAGCAGUGCCCCAAGAGAAGCCUUUUGUUCAAGACUGUGAAGGGACGUUACGUGUGUGCCAGACCCAGUGAUCCCUGGGUACAGAAGUACAUCCAGGCCAUUGACAGCAAACGUGUUGGCAGUCAAGGGACCCUGUAAACAUCCUGACCUGCGUCCUCCAACUUCUGAACCACAUCGGAAGCACAGGACAAGAGUGGAGUGUGGAGAGAAACAAAAAAAAAAAGUCCAAUGCAGUUAUUGUACUCACCGACCGAUGCACUGUCACUAACUGAUCAGCAGAUUGAAGCUACGAGGUUAAAAAAUACGAAAAGUUUGUUGUUUGAAACGUUUUAUCUUUUUGACUCAUUUGUUAUUUUGUCCUACUAAUAUAUUUCUAAAACUAUAGUGUUUUUUAUUACAGUUACAAAUGAUUAACCGAUAGCUCAGAGGAUAACUGAGGUUUCUACAAGAGAAUUUAAUUGUUUUGAAUAUUUUUGUAUUGUGACAAAACAGACUGAUGAAACUCUGUUUGUGUACGUUUUGCUGACUUAUCCUCCUCAAAAUAAAGACUUUCUGGGUCUCUA
This is a messenger RNA of Danio aesculapii, 975 nucleotides long. RefSeq names its product chemokine (C-C motif) ligand 35, duplicate 1 (gene ccl35.1). The transcript is spliced from 4 exons. Gene Ontology annotation, cellular component: extracellular region. Gene Ontology annotation, molecular function: CCR chemokine receptor binding; chemokine activity. Lineage: Eukaryota; Metazoa; Chordata; Actinopteri; Cypriniformes; Danionidae. Gene Ontology annotation, biological process: immune response; cellular response to type II interferon; positive regulation of GTPase activity. Bases 254 to 550 code for a protein of 98 amino acids. The record is from RefSeq and is a predicted model, not a curated record.